CAACGACGAAAAACAAACAAGGGCAAAGACAAAAACAAAAAAAUCCAGAGGCGUGCCCAGCGAUGAAAAAACCUCCAGUCCUAUUUUCUCGGCGAAGGAUGUCAUACUGUCCGAAAGGAAAGAACAGACCAUUAAAAGGGCAUUAAGAAAAAACACCAUUCAAGUUACCAUGGCCACACUACCAAGCAGGGGAUUCUGUCUGUUGGCUUCAGCGAUGGCGCUGUUCAUCCUGGAGGCUGAGGGCUGUCGUGUUGGCAACUGGUCCGAGUGUGAAAAGGUUCCCUUCGUCCCGGGCCACAACCUGGCCGGUGAAGGUUUUGACGUUGUGCGGAUGCGUCGAACCGGGGCGUACGUCAUCAAUGUCAAAGAUCACCUGAGCGACAAUCGCACCUGCACGCUCUGUACCAAUCGAUUCCACGCCGGACAGGUGGAGAAGCUCCCAGCGGUGGUGUUGGACUGGCGGCAUUUCAGACACUGCAGGAAGCAGCUCUUUGGCGCCCUGCACCACUCAGUGGACUCCCUGAUAAAGAGCUCCAGCUCCAUGGUUAAAAAUAACUGGGGCUUAGGUCUGAGCCUGAAGGAUGUGGGCAAGGCCGUGCUUGGCGGUAGCCGCUCAGAAAUGGCCAAGUUCGCCCAUUCGCAGAACAGCGUGGACAAGGCCACGUUCGCUGUCCACGAGAUCAGCUGCACCUACUACAGCUACAGACUUGCUGACCACCCUCAGCACAGCAAAGAGUUCUCCAAUCAUCUGAGACGCCUCCCACAGAGCUCUGGUUCUCCCAAGAACAGAGCACUAUACAGACGACUUAUAGAAACCUACGGAACACACUACAUACACCAGGUGAAACUCGGUGGUACAGUAAGGAGAGUCACGGCCUUCAGGACCUGCCUGGCCACAUUGAAGGGUUUCUCAGAGUUUGAGAUCAAGAACUGCCUGAAUAUUGAACUGAAGAUGUCCCUGGGUUUCCUACCCCCCAACACCUCCUUCUCCAACACCUUCUCCAACAAAUGUGAUACCCUCAUCAAGGGCAACGUGAACAUGGGCUUCUACCAAGGAUUCAUGACCCACAAGAUCGAAGUCAUUGGUGGAGAGAGGUAUUUCCCAGGCAUCCCCUAUGACCAAGAUCCAUCAGAGUCCUACCACAGCUGGAUCAACAGCCUCCAUGACAAUCCUGAUGUGGUUUCCUAUGCCAUAUUCCCUCUGCACCAUCUGGUGGAGGACCCAGAAGUCAAGGAGAACCUCAAGAGUUUUGUCACGGAAUACAUCAAGGAAAACCGGCUUAAGGAAGAACACCUGGGUCCUAAGAACUGUUCCCCGAGCCCAAACCUGGACCACAACUGCUGCCCGCUCCGGGCAGGAAGGGGGACGCUGAAGUUGGAGAUUCACCGAGCAGCAGGUCUAAUUGGGGACCGAUUCACACAGGCCGACGCCUAUGUGAAGAUCUUCUACAACAACAUUUAUGAGGAGACAGCGACGGUGAUGGACGACGAUGACCCCGUGUGGAACGCCAAGUACGACUUUGGCUCUGUGGAGAUGGGCUAUCAGCUGCGGUUCGAGGUGUGGGAGAGGGAUGUGUUCUUUGAUGACGAGGCAGGGAGAUGCGUGGUCUUCCCAGAGCGAGGCACUCACUCUCUGAGCUGUCAACUAAACAAUGGAGUUCUGUACUUCACCUACACUUCAACUUGUGAUCCCCACCUUAUCGGCGACAGGUGCGGACGUUACUCGCCCAAUGCAGAGUAGAUGAAUGUACUCGUACUUUUUUUUAAAUCUAUGGGAUUAUUGGUAUACAAAACGCAGUGUUUCCCCUACCAUUGUUCAGGCCUGGCGGCCCGCCAGGCCAACGAGCGCCCCCGCCAGGCCAAUUUUUUUUUUUUUUUAAUUUUUUUUUUUUUAUUAUUAUUAUUAGCCAUAAUAUCAUAACCAUCCAAGCUCACCACCAGCUAUCUCAAUAUGUAUUGGUGCUUUAUGCUCCUGUAUAAUUUUUUUUUUUUAUCAUCGAUUUUUUCCUAUUGCCCAGACGAAGUUUGAAGACAUACAACCCCCCCCCCCCCCCCCCCCAUUCUAGGGGAAACACUGAAAACGUAUAAUAUUUUGAUUCACCUUUUAAGUAAGAAGCAAGCAUAAUAAUUGUCUCCUCACGUUAUUAAGCAUGCAUAAUCAUUUUCUACCUAUAAGACGUUUUCACACAUUUUUGCCGCAUUAGUAUAUCAGGAGAUUCUACCCUGAGGGUGAUUGACACUGAUUGCUUUAUAUGUGGACAUCGAUGUCGUUAGACAUCAGUAGAAUCCACGGGGGGUUUAGGGGGGUGGGCUUGCAAUGAGAGGAAUAUGACGUACGGUCUAAGUUCGCAAGAGGCGGGAUAAGUGUGGCCGCUGUCACUGUAGUUUGUUUGACCGCAGACAAAAUAGAGGCAGAACGGGCAGAACUCAUCGCCAUCAUUUUAAAUGUUGCUAAAAUGAUGCAUCAUAUAGUCCGUCGACUAUAUGAUCCGAAGCAUCGAUCGAUGAAAGAUUGGAGCAUGAGUUGGAGACAAAUAGAAGUAACGACAAAGAAGAAAGGUGUCGCGAACGACACCUUGCGUUACCGGAGAAAGUGAGCGUAUAUUUUUGCUUCAUUUCACAUAUAACACUUAGACAAAUGUAGUUGAUUUCUGUGUUUAUCUGGGAAAACAGGGAGUGCAAGGACGGGACCUUAUAAUGUUCAGUUAUUACUGACUUGUCAGUAAUAAUAAUAAAAAAAACAUGUUCUAAACACUUGCA
This is a messenger RNA of Gadus chalcogrammus (walleye pollock), 2760 nucleotides long. RefSeq names its product perforin-1-like. The coding region runs from base 170 to 1741 and encodes 523 amino acids. The transcript has 5 exons. NCBI's taxonomy places the organism in Eukaryota, Metazoa, Chordata, Actinopteri, Gadiformes, Gadidae. The record is from RefSeq and is a predicted model, not a curated record.